AGAUGAUUCCUAGCCUAGUGGAAGCCUGAAAGUAUAAAAGCGUGUGUUUUCUUACUCAGUUCAGAUUCCCCAUCAUCGUCACUGCCCACUACCUUCUUUGUUCCAGUUUUCGAUAUCUUUUCCGUUAGUUCAUGAUAUUUGGGUGGACAGAGAAGCACAGCUGUUCUUCUAGUGGGAAUUCUAUUGGCUGUGAGAAAGACUUGGGAAUACAGUCCAUUUCAAGAAGUAAGGGGAGGGCACAACUGGGAAAGGAUAGAAAGCAUGUUGUUCCCAACCUACCAAGGUACUGUGCUCCCCAUUUAGAGAUAGGCUGCUCUUAGACUCUUCUCCUCACCCUAAAAUAGUUGGUUUACUUUGGUAGAACUUGGGGAAGUGUGAGAAAUUAGGAGAGGAAUGUCUUCUCACUUGACCACUGAAAAAUGUUUGGGGAAGGUUGUUGUUGCCUGUCACCUUUAUCUAAUCCUGCGUGGUGACUUAGACUGUCAGAUUUUAAACUCCAGUGUUUCCUAGGAGGCAUGUUGUACCAAGUUGGGCUGCAUAACUCACCAUUUUUCUCCUCCCCCCCCCCUUUUCUUUAUCUCCUUUUGCCUUUCUCCAGCUGUGCUACCUAUGUCUUCAGCCUUGAGUGUCACUGCUGCCUUAGGGCAGCCUGGACCUACCCUCCCCCCUCCUUGCUCUCCUGCCCCACAACAGUGCCCUCUCUCAACUGCUAACCAGGCUGCCCCAUUCCCUUCCCCCUCUACUAUUGCCUCGACCCCUUUAGAAGUUCCUUUUCCCCAGUCAUCCUCUGGAACAGCCGUACCUUUGAGAACUGCCCCUGAAGCCCCAACCUUCCUACCAAACCUAAUAGGGCCUCCCAUCUCCCCAGCUGCCUUAGCUCUAGCCUCUCCCAUGAUAGCUCCAACUCUGAAAGGGACCCCGUCCUCUUCAGCUCCCUUAGCUCUGGUUGCCCUGGCUCCCCACUCAGUUCAGAAGAGUUCUGCUUUUCCACCUAACUUUCUUACUUCACCUCCUUCAGUGGCUGUAGCUGAGUCAGGAUCAGUGAUAACUCUGUCAGCUGCCAUUGCUCCCUCAGAACCAAAGACUAAUCUUAUUAAAGUUCCCUCUGAGGUAGUCCCUAAUCCAAAAGGCACCCCCAGCCCUCCAUGUAUAGUCAGUACUGUUCCUUACCACUGUGUGACUCCCAUGGCCUCUGUUCAAUCUGGAGUGGCCUCCCUUCCUCAGACAACACCCACAACUACCCUAGCCAUCGCUUCCCCUCAAGUCAAAGACACCACCAUUUCCUCAGCUCUGAUUUCUCCACAAAACCCAGGAAGCCUCAGCCUGAAGGGGCCUGUUAGUCUACCUGCUGCCUUAUCUCUUUCAACUCAGUCUCUUCCUUUGGUGACCUCUUCUCAAAAGACUGCAGGUCCCAACACCCCCCCAGAUUUUCCCAUUUCUCUGGGCUCUCAUCUUGCACCUUUACAUCAGAGUUCUUUUGGUUCUGUCCAACUUUUAGGUCAAACAGGUCCUAGUGCUUUGUCAGACCCUACAGUGAAGACCAUUUCUAUAGAUCAUUCUUCCACAGGGGCCUCUUACCCUUCUCAGAGAUCUGUAAUUCCUCCCCUUCCUUCCAGAAAUGAGGUAGUUCCUGCUACUGUGGCUGCCUUUCCAGUGGUGGCUCCAUCUGUUGACAAAGGUCCCUCUACCAUCGCUAGCAUAACCUACAGCCCUUCUGGCUCCUUAAAUGUAGCUACCUCUUCUUCAUUAUCUCCUACAACCUCUCUCAUUCUCAAAAGCUCUCCUAAUGCCACUCAUCAUUAUCCUUUAGUGGCCCAAAUGCCCGUUUCUUCUGUUGGAACCACCCCACUUGUGACUAACCCCUGUACAAUUGCUGCAGCACCUACUACCUUUGAGGUAGCUACUUGUGUUUCUCCUCCAAUUUCAUCAGGUCCCAUAAGUAAUAUAGAACCAACUUCCCCUGCUGCCUUGGUUAUGGCACCUGUGGCUCCCAAAGAGCCUUCUACUCAAGUAGCAACCACUCUGAGGAUACCAGUCUCUCCUCCUCUGCCAGACCCUGAAGACCUCAAAAAUCUCCCCAGUUCAGUAUUGGUUAAAUUUCCAACACAAAAAGACCUCCAAGCUGUACCUGCCUCUCCUGAAGGAGCCCCUUUCUCUCCAGCCCAAGCAGGACUCACCACCAAGAAAGACCCUACUAUAUUACCAUUAGCCCAGGCAGCCCCUAAAAAUUCCCCUUCUUUCCAAAGUACAUCCUCUUCUCCAGAGAUACCUCUUUCUCCUGAAGCCACCCUAGCAAAGAAAAGCCUUGGAGGGCCUCUCCCUAUACGUAAGCCAGCAAGCAGUAUGACCUCCCCCCUGGGUGUUAACUCCUCGGCCUCUGUAAUCAAGACAGAUUCUUAUGCAGGCCCAGACCCUGCUGGUCUGCUUCUCAAAAGUUCUCUCAUUACCCCAACAGUGGCUGCAUUUCCUUUGGAAAGUGCUGACCCUGCUGGGGUGGCUCCCACAACUGCCAAAGGUACCUCAACUUAUACAACUACAGCCAGCCCUUUUCUAGAAGGAACUGUCUCUUUAGCUCCUAAAAACCACCCAGUUAAGGAAGGUACUCUUACUACUUUACCCUUGGUUCCUACAGCUUCAGAAAAUUGCCCUGUGGCUCCAUCCCCCCAGAAUACCUCUGCUCCUCUAGCUACCUUAGUGCUGGCCCCUGAAAUCCCAAAGUCUGUGCCCUCACCCUCUCUUCCCCCAGCUGGGACUCCUCCAGGUACAAAAAAGGUUGAAGGUAUUUCUCAUACUUCAGCAUUGGCACCUUUUGCUUCCUCUCCCAAAGAGUGCCCAACUGAGGACUCUGGUGCUUCUGCUACUGCAUCUUCCAAAGGAACUCUGACUUACCUAGCUGACUCCCCAUCUCCUUUAGGGGUUAGUGUGUCUCCUCAGACUAAAAGACCUCCAACCAAGAAGGGUUCUGCUGGCCCUAAUACUCCUGUUGGAAAUCUCUCGUCCCCUGUUUCUCCAGUUGAAGCUUCAUUUCUUCCAGAGAAUAGUCUUUCUUUCCAAGGCUCUAAAGACUCACCAGCCACGAAGCAUUCUCCCACUCCUCCAUCCCCCAAAGGGGCCCCUACUCCCUCAGCUGUGACUCCUCUGUCUCCCAAAGAGACCCCCACUCCUUCAGCGGUGGAUCUGCCCUUCCCCAAAGAGGGUCCAGCUACCCCAGCACCCAAACAGGCUCCCCCUCUAUCCAUGACUUCUUCCUCCCCCAAAAAGGCCCGAGCAACUCCAGCCCCCAAAGGAGGCCCAGCUACCCCAACCCCCAAAGGGGCCCCCACACCCCCAGCUGCAACUCCUCCCUCCCCCAAAGGAGGUCCAGCUACUCCAUCCCCCAAAGGGGCCCCCACACCCCCAGCUGCAACUCCUCCCUCCCCCAAAGGAAGUCCAGCAGCUACCCCAUUCCCCAAAGGCACCCCCACAACCCUAGCUGCAACUCCUCCAUCCCCAAAAGGAGGUCCAGCUACCCCAUCCCCCAAAGGGGUCCUAACACCCCCAGCUGCAACUCCUCCCUCCCCAAAAGGAAGUCCAGUAGCUACCCCAUUCCCCAAAGGGGCCCCCACACCCCCAGCUGCAACUCCUCCCUCCCGAAAAGGAGGCCCAGCUACCCCACCCCACAAAGGGGAUCCCACUCCCCUAGCUGCAACUCCUCCCUCCCCAAAAGAUGCUCCAACACCCCCAGCUGCAACUCCUCCCUCCCCAAAAGGAGGCCCAGCUACCCCAUCCCCCAAAGGGGCCCCCACUCCACGAGCUGCAACUCCUCCCUCCCCAAAAGGAAGUCCAGCAGCUACCCCAUUCCCCAAAAGGGCCCCCACUCCCCCAGCUGCAACUCCUCCCUCGCCAAAAGGAGGUCCAGCUACCCUACCCCCCAAAGGGGCCCCCACUCCCCCAGCUGCAACUCCUCCCUCCCCAAAAGGAGGUCCAGCUACCCCAUCCCCCAGAGGGGCCCCCACUCCCCCAGCUGCAACUCCUCCCUCCUCAAAAGGAGGUCCAGCUACCCUACCCCCCAAAGGGGCCCCCACUCCCCCAGCUGUAACUCCUCCCUCCCCAAAAGGAGGUCCAGCUACCCCACCCCACAAAGGGGCCCCCAAUCCCCCAGUUGUAACUCCUCCCUUUCCAAAAGGAGGCCCAGCUACCUCGCCCCCCAAAGGGGCCCCCACUCCCCCAGCUGCAACUCCUCUCUCCGCUAAAGGGACCCCCACUCUCCCAGCUACAACUCCUUCCUCUAAAGGAGGCCCAACUACCCCAUCCUCCAAAGAGGGCCCCACUCCCCCAGCUGCAACUCCCUCCCACAAAGGAGGUCCCGCUAUGACUCCUCCCUCCCCCAGAAGAGGACCAGUUAUCCCAUAUCCCAAAGGGGACCUCACUUCCCCAGCAGUGAUUCCUCUCUCCCCCAAAAAGGCUCCAGCAACUCCAGUCACUGGAGAAGGCACAGCCACCCCAUCCAAAGGAGAUCUCACUCCCCCAGCAGUGACUCCUGUCUCCCUCAAAAAGGCCCCAGCAACUUCAGCCCCCAAAGGAGGCCCAGCUACCCCAUCCUGCAAAGGGGAUCCCACCCUCCCAGCAGUGACUCCUCCUUCCCCCAAGGAGCCCCCAGCCCCCAAACAAGCUCCCACUUCUUCCUCUCCCAAAAAGGCCCCAGCAACUCCGGCCCCCAAAGGGACUCCCACUUCCCCACCUGUGACUCCUUCCUCCCUCAAAGACUCCCCUACCUCCCCAGUUUCUGUCACAUGUAAAAUGGGGGCCACUGUUCCUCAAGCAUCUAAAGGGCUUCCAGCAAAGAAAGGCCCCACAGCUCUGAAAGAAGUACUUGUUGCUCCAGCUCCAGAAAGUACGCCAGUCAUCACAGCUCCCACUCGGAAAGGUCCACAGACCAAAAAGAGUUCUGCUACUUCACCUCCUAUAUGCCCAGAUCCCUCAGCUAAGAAUGGUUCUAAAGGACCCCUUUCCACAGUGGCUCCAGCCCCUCUACUCCCUGUUCAGAAAGACUCUUCAAAGACAGCAAAAGGCAAAGAUGCUUCUCAUUCCCCAAAGGGCCCCUUGGCUCCUCCUGAGUCUAAGGCAUCCACCCCUCUAACAGCAGCUGCCUCUGAGAAGGUCCUUCCUAAACCUGAAUCAGCAUCUGUCUCUCCAGCACCCACCCCACCAGUCUCUCUGCCUCUUGCUCCCUCCCCAGUUCCCACUCUGCCUCCUAAACAGCAAUUUCUGCCGUCCUCACCUGGGCUGGUGUUGGAAUCACCCUCUAAACCCCUAGCCCCUGCUGAUGAGGAUGAGCUGCCGCCUCUGAUUCCCCCGGAACCAGUCUCUGGGGGAGUGCCUUUCCAGUCGGUCCUCGUCAACAUGCCCACCCCUAAACCUGCUGGAAUCCCUGUCCCAACCCCCUCUGCCAAGCAGCCUGUUAUGAAGAACAACAAGGGUAUUUGCCUUGGUUUGCCGUGUGCAUGGUGUGUCUGUCGUCCACACCCCUCUUGGGGGCUACCCACCAAUACUAACCCUGUGAUGCGCCGCUUUCUCCAGUGAAUCUGCUUGGGUUUGGAUGUAGAACAUAGAAUGAUAAUUUUAAAUGCAAAAGUUCUAGGAAUAUGAAACCAAAUCUUGGUUUUCAUUACUUCAAAUAGAUACAUAGUACAUUGUGUAUCAUUUUUGUAUAAUGUGGCCCGGACUACCCUGAGCCUGCCAUACCAUCUAUUUUACCUAAUUGAUCUGACAUUGAAAACCAAGACCUGCCAGACCUUUUAAUUUGCUCUAAUCCCUACCACAUCACUAACUAACCUUGUCCCUGGGCCUGAGAUUUGCUAAAAUUAUUGGAGAAUUGAACUGUUUGUAUUUAUUUUUCCAUUCUUAGACUUGGUAAUGACCAGUUGCCCAGGGACUCCCUUUUCAUAAAAAUGUAGAAACCUGUUUUUCCUAGCCUGAAAAUGGUGCAGGUGUAUGCUUUUUUUCCUCAGUAGUCUUUACUGAUGCUUGGCCUUUGAAUUGAAAGAAAUUUAUGUGAAUUAUGUUUGGAAAAACUAGAGAUACAGGUCAACAUCAUUGAGAAUCUUCUAAUUAUAUUGAUUAGAUCACAUUGCUGGGGUGAAUGGUUUGAAAAUAAGGCUGAAUAUGUGUACGUGACUGCUUUUGACUUCCUCCAACCCAGUUUAAAAGUUGAGGGGAGGCUGGGCGCGGUGGCUCACGCUUGUAAUCCCAGCACUUUG
This is a messenger RNA of Nomascus leucogenys (northern white-cheeked gibbon), 6239 nucleotides long. Its product is annotated as nascent polypeptide-associated complex subunit alpha, muscle-specific form-like. The record is from RefSeq and is a predicted model, not a curated record. Lineage: Eukaryota; Metazoa; Chordata; Mammalia; Primates; Hylobatidae.